Molecule: messenger RNA, 354 nt
Organism: Cercopithifilaria johnstoni
Lineage: Eukaryota; Metazoa; Nematoda; Chromadorea; Rhabditida; Onchocercidae
Source: the annotation of a GenBank genome assembly
AUGCUACGUAAAACGAAACGCGAACAGUCAGAAGUCCAACACAUCCUCAUCGUGGUGGAACUCAUUAAUGAAUCAUUGCAGCCUUCUACUCAUGAAAAUAAAACUUCCUACCCGUGUCUCUCGCUAAUUAUUUCUCCUGAUGAUCGUGGGAAGAUGCAUAUGCCGUCACGUGAUGGGCUUACACGAAUGGCAUUAGAAAGAUCCAGUUUCCUAGAUAGAAAUGAAGGAGAUAUCAACACAUCAAUUGGAAAGGAUCGUGAAAGUAACAGGUGGUAUGGGACAAAUCAUGUAAUAAGAGUAGAGGAUCACGUAAUAAAAACGAUUUCAACAGAAUACAAGGAUAUAUCCGCGUGA